This is a messenger RNA of Aquila chrysaetos chrysaetos, 1569 nucleotides long. It is a transcript of the gene SULT1C4, whose product is annotated as sulfotransferase family 1C member 4. Gene Ontology annotation, molecular function: sulfotransferase activity. The coding region runs from base 186 to 1109 and encodes 307 amino acids. Gene Ontology annotation, cellular component: cytoplasm. The transcript is spliced from 8 exons. Lineage: Eukaryota; Metazoa; Chordata; Aves; Accipitriformes; Accipitridae. The record is from RefSeq and is a predicted model, not a curated record. Gene Ontology annotation, biological process: sulfation.
CAGAAAAACUGUUCAGCUGCUGGCUGCUGCUGUACCUCCUCCUUUGCUCUCCUCACACUCAUAGGAGGAACAGAAACUCCACCCAAGCUUUCAUCCUACUUCUGCCUGAAGAUCUAAGUUGGUGCACAGUCAUCAAUACAGCCAAGGACUGAAGACAGUCAAGUGGGAAAAAUUCUCUGUCCUCAAUGGCCCUGGAUAAAAUGGAAGAUUUGAGUCUGAAAGAGCCACUGCGCCAAGUUGAGAUAGGUGAAGUGGAAGGUAUUCCCUUCACAAAAAGAAUGUGCACCACAUGGGACCAAGUGUGGAAGUUCAAAGCCAGACCUGAUGAUCUGCUGAUCGCAACCUAUGCAAAAGCAGGUACCACAUGGACACAGGAGAUAGUGGAUAUGAUUCAACAAAAUGGAGAUGUUGAGAAGUGUAGACGUGCCACUACUUACAGACGCCACCCUUUCCUUGAGUGGUCUACCCAAGAGUCUGCAGCUGCAAGAUACUCAGGCCUGGAGUUAGCUGAAGCUAUGCCUUCUCCACGAACAAUAAAAACUCAUCUCCCUGUGCAGCUGGUGCCUCCCUCCUUCUGGGAACAAAACUGUAAGAUAAUCUAUGUGGCGAGAAAUGCGAAAGACAACCUGGUGUCGUACUACCAUUUCCACAGAAUGAAUAAAGGAAUGCCUGACCCAGGAACCUGGGAGGAGUUCAUAGAGAAAUUCAUGACUGGAAAAGUGCUGUGGGGUUCCUGGUAUGACCAUGUGAAAGGAUGGUGGAAGGCAAAAGAUAAGCACCGUAUUCUCUACCUCUUCUAUGAAGACAUGAAGGAGAAUCCAAAGCAAGAAAUUCAGAAGAUUCUGAAGUUCCUGGAGAGGGAUGUGAAUCAGGAGGUUCUAAACAAGAUACUCCAUUACACCUCGUUUGAGAUAAUGAAGGGAAAUCCCAUGACAAACUACACUAACGAGUUUCAGGGAAUAAUGGAUCACUCUGUUUCCCCAUUCAUGAGAAAAGGGGUUGUCGGGGACUGGAAGAAUCAUUUCACUGUGGCACAGAAUAAGAAAUUUGAUGAAGAUUAUAAGAAGAAAAUGGCUGAUACCUCUCUUGUUUUUCGCUCAGAAUUGUGAUUAUUAGCAAUGGGAAUUAUUCUUUAUGAUAUUCAGCCUUUUCCAUUUUAUAUAUUUUGCUUUUCCUUCACAAAACAUCUGGCCCCCUAAGAUUUCAAUACCUCUCUUUCACACGCCACUGAUUUUUCAUUAUCAUGGGAGUGCCCAAAUUAUGGGGAAGUUUAGGUUGGUCUCUCUGAAGAAAAUAAUCCCACUGGAUACUUCUCAUUCAUCCCUCCCACAGUAACUUUCAGCAUUAUCAAAAAUAUUUCAGAUGUGCUUUGAGGUUUUGUCUUUGUAAAACUGCAGUUGAUAUUGCUGGCAUUUUCAAAUCAACCUCUAACAGAAAUUAGGAACCAAUAGGAAAAAAGGUGUUAAAAGAGUGCAACAGGUGUGGGCAUUAUAUGUUAGUCACAUGUUGUACGAACAUCAAUCAAUAAACAACAAUAAACAAAUUUAAAGGUGGUCAAGUAUAAACAGA